Molecule: messenger RNA, 402 nt
Organism: Sporothrix brasiliensis 5110
Lineage: Eukaryota; Fungi; Ascomycota; Sordariomycetes; Ophiostomatales; Ophiostomataceae
Exons: 1
Coding region: 1-402 (133 amino acids)
Source: RefSeq, a predicted model, not a curated record
AUGACCUCGCCGGGGCCGCACCAUCGGCAUCAAGCAUCUCUCGAGUCCGUGAUUGAUCCGACACCGCCACCUCCCCUCGACCCAGCCCAACGCGCAAACGCAACACGUGUUUUCUACCGGAUCGUCGAGCACUUUGACGCUCUCGACAACCACGACGGCAACCGUGGCCGGAGUCACACAUACAGUCAGCCGCGGCUAGUACGGUACACCUACGAAUAUGCGUUGUCUGAAGAAUCUCGAGACAUCUUUUUGCGUGCCUUUUUCAAAGCCGUGGCACUCGGCCUCGACGAAAACGAACUCGGUGAAGACAGGGAAUUGGACUUUGAGAACCUGAAUCCGCUUUUUAGUGGCUUUGCCGAAUACCUGUUGAACAAUUUCUUUUUACCUUGUGAGAUCGCUUGA